AUGAACGACCGGUACGCUUCCCAUCAAUCAGUGGAUGACCAAAGUCAAAGCCAGAAUGGUCCGCCAAAUCUCAGUCAGAACGCCUCGAUCGGUCCAAAACCGAGCCCUCUCUGCUCAACCUUUGAUCAUACCGACUUCAAUUCCAAUCUUGACUGGUUUUUGGAAGAUGCUGGGAGCGAUGACUUCCUAGGGGCUCCAGACUUCUUCGGCCUAUUUGGCUUCAACGACAAUCAAACCCUCUCUAAUCCUUUAAUGUCUGCUCCACAGACUGCGGUACCUUCUGCCCGACAGUCUGAUGCCGGCGACAAUGCCAACGAUGACAUGGAUGACGCAGGGAAUGGUGAUGCAAACGAUUCUGUGCCCGCUCUAGGUGGUCUUCUCACUCCACAGCCCCAUGAAACAAGCAUUUCCGACAACCCAUGGCCAGUGGAAACUCCAAGACCUUCCCAGGGUCACACAGCUCUGCCACCAUUAGGACCUGAAGAUCAGGCAUCGGACUCAUUCUCCAAAUUCUGCUCACUCAUGCCAAUAAACGACCGGACAAAGCACGCUCUGCAGAAAUGCAUCAUGUUACCCUUCGAGCAUAGUUCGACACAGACACUGGGGCUUGAGCGGUUUCCCCCCAACCAAACAUUGGACCAUUGCAUCGACCUGUACUUCGCCUACUUUCACCCAAUGCUUGCCAUUGUACAUCAGCCCACAUUUGAUCCUGGUAAAGAUCUCGUGGUCACCUUAGCUAUGAUCUGCAUAGGGGCUUGCUACACCGGGUACACAGGGGCUAAAUCCUUUUCGAUCGCGUUAUCCGAGCUCAUCAGGAAGCUUUUGGUCUUUAUGGCCGAGCAAGAUCGUCGAUUCGUUCGAACGGCGUCUUACUUGACAGCACAGCUCCUGCAGGGGACUCACGGGUACUGCAGCGGCAGUGAGAGACUGUUUGAGAUCAGCGAGUCGUGUCGCAGCACCCUGGUUCAUCACGCGAAGUGUAUGGGUCUCUUUCGUUAUGAGUCCCAGCGGACACCUCGGCUUGGCAUUUCAUUGGACGAAGCAUGGCGUGAAUGGAUCAGCGAAGAAGGGUUGAGACGCCUUGGGUGGGCAGUCUACAAAUAUGACGCUUCUGUGGCAUAUUUGCACAACAACAGACCGUUCUUGAGCACCGGCGAUAUCAAUCUCAAUCUACCCGGCUCAGCCGACCAUUGGGCAGCAGAAUCGGCACAGGCAUGGUCCUCACUCCAUCCAUGGUGCAAGGCUUGUCCUCCAACCUCUCGGUUGCGACCCAUGAUCAGGUUGCUAUUCGACGGCACCAUGAACCCGGUUGAGAAAAUCGGAGACGAAGAGCACCGUUUUAUCAUUCUAUUGACCCUGCUUAGGAUGUUGUGGACGUUGAAGGAAAUCAGAUCCUCGCCGAUAAACGAUCUAGUAACCCCUCCUUGCUACGAUGAUGGACGACGAACUCUGGUGCAAGCAAUCGAUCAGAUGACCAUCCCCAUUGUGGCUGCUUCCAAGAAUAAUACACGGGCAGAGAUGGACCGGUUGGUACAUCGGAUGCAGCUCGUUCACAUUUCUCAUGUUUACGGCGCCGGUGAUCUAAUGAAUUGGCUGUAUCCAUACCUACGUCACGGCCCCGAAGCAGAAAAUGCUAGGAUUCGUAUGAAACAAUGGGCAAAUGAAAAUGCCCAAAGAACAAGAGACGUGGCCUACCAUUGCGCGCAGAUGCUUGCCCUGGUUCGGUACUACCCAAGCAAUAGAUCACUGGAACCAUUCCUCACAUUCCACGCAGGGGUAGUGCUGUCGUGUAUGGCCACCCUGCUACCGGAAGGAUCGCUACUUAACCAAAACUCCUCAAUCCAGCUCGAUCUCCUCGAUCCAGGAAGUGGUGAGGUAACCAAUCGGCAGACGGGCUGGGUUUCUUACGGAGGAAAUGAGCAGAUCAGCUUACUUGGAGUACCGGACCUGGCUUCUGCAUUGGGCCGACAACAAGUAUUAGACCAAACGGCUCUGUUGCUGAAACGCCAGAGAGUCUGGGGAAUGGCACGAAACCUCACAAAAGUUGUGCUUGCGCUUGGAGCUCGUGAUACGGAUGGAGACAUACGGGAUGCUGCUGGUCCACUACAACUCUUCUCAGCAACGCUCUCUCCGUCCAGCUUUCCUCACGGGACUUGA
Cladophialophora psammophila CBS 110553 is the source of this 2157-nucleotide messenger RNA. RefSeq lists its product as uncharacterized. Gene Ontology annotation, molecular function: zinc ion binding; DNA-binding transcription factor activity, RNA polymerase II-specific; RNA polymerase II cis-regulatory region sequence-specific DNA binding. Gene Ontology annotation, cellular component: chromatin. Gene Ontology annotation, biological process: DNA-templated transcription; regulation of transcription by RNA polymerase II. The record is from RefSeq and is a predicted model, not a curated record. Lineage: Eukaryota; Fungi; Ascomycota; Eurotiomycetes; Chaetothyriales; Herpotrichiellaceae. The coding region runs from base 1 to 2157 and encodes 718 amino acids. The transcript has a single exon.